AUGUCUUUGACCAACACAAAGACGGGCUUCUCCGUGAAGGACAUCCUGGAUCUUCCCGACACCCACGACGAGGACGGAUCGCUGACGGAGGACGCGGAGGAGGAUGCGGAGGAAUGCGACGGCGCGCGCCGAGACGCGCUGCUGGGACGGAGUUCCGUGGACGCGGUGAAAAAGCUGUGCGUGAAGAAGCCCAGUUUCGGCGACACGGUCGAUAAUCCCUACGCGAGAUGGCUCGCCACCGCGGACACGAUCCAUUACUCGUUGCAUGCCCUGUCGGCCGCUUCUGGCCCGGACUUGUCGUCCAGAUCCCCCGAGCCGUCUGCCGACGAGUCGCAAGACAACGACAAGGAGACGUCGAGCGGCAGCGGCAGCGGCAGCGACUCGGCCAAGAAGAGGAAGAGGAGGGUGCUCUUCUCCAAGGCGCAGACCUACGAGCUCGAGCGCCGCUUCCGCCAGCAGAGGUACCUGUCGGCGCCCGAGAGGGAGCACCUGGCCAGCCUGAUCCGGCUCACGCCGACCCAGGUGAAGAUCUGGUUCCAGAACCACCGCUACAAGAUGAAGAGGGCUCGCGCCGACAAAGGCGUGGACGUGGGCAGCCUCCCGUCCCCGCGGCGCGUGGCCGUGCCCGUUCUGGUCCGGGACGGAAAGCCCUGUCACGCCCUGAAAGCGCAGGAUUUGGCGGCCACCCUGCAGGCCGGGAUCGCGUUCUCGGCGUACGGCGCGCAGUCCCUGCAGCACGUGCAGUACGGCGCGCGCUACGGCCCCGCCGCCACCGCCGCCGCAGCCGCCGCCGCCGCCGCCGCCGCCAUGGCGCAGUUUCCCACGGCGCACCACUUGGCGCAAACGCAGCAGUGGACUUGGUGA
Scleropages formosus (Asian bonytongue) is the source of this 864-nucleotide messenger RNA. RefSeq names its product NK2 homeobox 2b (gene nkx2.2b). NCBI's taxonomy places the organism in Eukaryota, Metazoa, Chordata, Actinopteri, Osteoglossiformes, Osteoglossidae. The transcript is spliced from 2 exons. Gene Ontology annotation, biological process: regulation of transcription by RNA polymerase II; cell differentiation. The coding region runs from base 1 to 864 and encodes 287 amino acids. Gene Ontology annotation, cellular component: nucleus. The record is from RefSeq and is a predicted model, not a curated record. Gene Ontology annotation, molecular function: DNA-binding transcription factor activity, RNA polymerase II-specific; RNA polymerase II cis-regulatory region sequence-specific DNA binding.